GUAAAUCAGUUGUGUUUUUAUUUAAAGUGACAAAACUAUUAUAUUAAAUUCGUAAUUUAUACGCCGCGUGUGUACUUUGGAUUGUUGGAACUUACGCAGUUCUAGGAAGAAAAAACACACUUGUGUAUUAACCGGUGAUCUUUUUUGAAAUUUAAACCCCGUGUGUAAACAAAAAGCGAGAACCAGCGACCUACGAUUGAAAACAAGUGAGGGCGCGUGUCCCGGCAUCGCUCCUCCAGAUUACCCGAUACAUCAGAAAAUGAGAGGAUGAACCAUGGAAUCACGCAGCGCGCCCCCGAGCCCCGACGACACCGGGGAGGCGGCGUUCCACUCCCGACGGGGCCGGUACCGUCAGCCCACGCUGCAGCGAACCUUCGCCAGCUGCCGCGAGAACACGCGCCCGCGCCCGCACCACCGGCACGCCACUUCCGAACCCGCUCGGACCGACGACCGUGUUCUUACUACCGCAGAAGUCCACGACUAUCCUUCAUCCGAAUCCGGUAUCGCUGCGGACUGCUCUCAUACGCAUAUGAGCAACAAUGAUGACAGCCCGUGUUACGACAGGUCCGACUUCGAAGGAAUGUCCUCUUACAGCCUACGAAGAACACCCGACUAUCACCAUGAUUGUAAACAUUUAUCCGUAGAUUAUAAUCGUAGUCAUACGCCAGAUUGUAACCAUGGUCACAGUUCAGAUUGUGAUCGAGGACACGGAAGGAGUCAAACAUCUCACAGGCCCCAUAGAAAACAUAGACGAGACGAAGAUGACGGUGCGCAAUCAUUGGACGAGCGCUGCGCUCGUGACUUAGAUGAAAUCUUGCCCGCGAGACUUGGAGCCAUUAAUUUAUCAAGGGAACCACCGCCACAAACGUGGAAUAGAAAUAAUAUAGCGGCUACUAUGGAGAGAUUCGAGCCAGUCGACUACUCGUAUGCUUAUUAUGACCAUCAGUUAUCAAUGCCAUCUUCUUCGAGAAAAACAAGCCGCCAACGAGGCCGAGGUAUAUCGAGAGAUCGCGCUGCGCGCCACAAUUACGUUACGAGAUACGGAACUGAAGAAAAUAUUUAUGAAGAAAUUACAGAUGGUUCUCGAAAUUGUCCGAAACAUCGGUAUGGUCCAAGACAAUCACUAGUUUCUUUAGACAGGAGUGUAGUCGAAGAGGAAGUUCGACGGGUCGAGUCGAGACAUAAAAGAAUUCUGGGUGAACUUAAUCUUAGCGUUGAAGCUAUGCUAAUGCCAGAGUGCGAAUCUCCAGAUUCAGAAAGAGCUGAGGAUAGAGAUAACAUUGAAGAAUUAAUGCGUGUGGGGCCAACGGAUGAAUUACUUUCACCCGCUAGUUGUAAUCCUCCUGACUUAGACAGCGGGUUUAGUGGCAGUAGCAGUGGUGCUAGCUACGUCGGGAGUUUGAGAAGAAAACCUACCGGAUCAGUUCCUCAUUUGCCUGCUGUGGCCUAUGGUACCCGCGGCUUAGGAGUGCGUAUUUUAGGUGCUGACGAUUGCACUCUAAGGUGUCCUAGAGAUGCGGCAUCGCCUCGCAGCUCUAGUUGUGGAGACGCAAAAUCAACGGGAUUCUGGAACAAAAGGACCUGGAAGAAACUGUCGGGAUUUUCAAGUUCAAACAGCAUUAACAAAGCGGGAUUAACAGGUCUGCUCGUUAGGUACACUUUCCGGCGUAAGUCCGGCUCGCAGGGCUCUCAAAGUAAGCGGCGCGCUGAGCCCGUCAAAUGCGAUGCGUGCCUUUCACAACGAUGCUAACCGCACUAUGCUACUCCAACGGAAAAUUGGUGGUGCCGUUGGAUUCCUUAACACAAAGCUGAGGGGUCAUGCGACCCCAUCUUCCCCGCCUCGAACAUCUCCGGAGGACACCUUAAUAAGGGGAAAAAUUAACACAUGAGUUUCAGUUGUCUAUAAAUCUUGAUCAUUUCAACAUUCCAAUGGACAAGUGCGUGUCGUAACAUUGCCAGUGCGUCUCAAAGACAAACUGUUUUAGCUUGGCUAAAAUAAUUAAAUAAAUAAUUGUAAAUAAUUAGUGAAUGCAUGAAGUGGCAAGUAUACGUUGAAGUGAUAGAAAAGCCUAACUAAUGUUUUGAAUUACGACAGCUGUUUCCUAGAAACUCAUUGGCUAUGUUAUUGUUAUCAAUUUUUAGUAGAUAUUAGGUACAUGAAAAGGCUGACACUAAAUCCGAUUUUUACUUGAAAAAAAAAAAACAAUCUUUAGUAUAUUAUAUUCUUUUUAUGUCAAUUUUGAUAUUUGGA
Molecule: messenger RNA, 2251 nt
Organism: Papilio machaon (common yellow swallowtail)
Lineage: Eukaryota; Metazoa; Arthropoda; Insecta; Lepidoptera; Papilionidae
Exons: 5
Coding region: 275-1750 (491 amino acids)
Source: RefSeq, a predicted model, not a curated record